Molecule: messenger RNA, 1116 nt
Organism: Amphimedon queenslandica
Lineage: Eukaryota; Metazoa; Porifera; Demospongiae; Haplosclerida; Niphatidae
Exons: 9
Coding region: 56-991 (311 amino acids)
Source: RefSeq, a predicted model, not a curated record
UUGAAAGGUGUUGCUUAUUCUAGUAGGCGUGGCUGGAUUGGAUGCAACUUGCAAAAUGUCGUCCAGUAGAUCUCUCUCUUCCUCUCGCUCCAAGAGCCACUUGAGCAAGUCCAGCAAGUUUGAGAGCACAGCAGAGCUGCCGAGUGAAGUGAUGGUGAAUACUCCAGAGCAGCUCUCGUGGCAGGUUCUCUCACAAACUCAAGUGGCCAGGUUUAAAGCACUCUCUCCUACAGAAUUAACAAAGGAGUUAUCUACAGUGCUCUCUCUUAGUAAACACGAAGAGGACCUGCAGCAAGCAGCCAUCUUGGAUUACUAUGUAUCUAGCUUUGUUUUUGCUCAAGAGAAGGACUUCACGGAUGAGCAGUUGUCAUCAUUCUUCACCAUCAUACACAAACUGCUGGCUAACAUUAGAGAGAAGCGCACCACAUUGCAGGACAACUUGAAUGAGCUUAAAUCCUAUUUCGCUGGAGUGGGCGUGUCUGAUCAAACCUGUUUGAAAUGUUUCACGCCUAAGGUUGCCAUGGCGACUAUCUCGUACAUUCAUACUAGUCUUGUCCAGCAUUAUACAUUGUUUGAGUAUAUCCUUCAAGAGAAACAAGAAGAUGAAUUUAUUCAAACGCAACUUUUGGUAUCACUUCCACCUGAUUCCUCUACUCUAUCGCCUCCUCCUCUUGAAGAAUCAGUUACUGAAGACUUUUAUAACAGACUAGUAUCAACUGCCCCUGCUGGCUCUCCCUCUCAAACUCAGUUGGGCUCACCCACAACCCACUCUCCUCCUCACUCAAUACAAGGUACAGAUAUGUCCUCUCCUACAGGAGCAAUACCACCAACUCUGCUCCUUAACUUGAGGCCAGAAGAUGUUAAAAUGAUGACAGAGAAGCUACUGGAGGAGACAGUAACACCAUACCAGGAUGAAAUGCUUCGUAAGUUAGUGGACAGAGAAACAAGCUAUAAGUCAAAGCUGGACAAGCUAGAGAAGUCUUUAACUUAGCAAUUGGAUUUGGUACAUGUAUAUACUUUUGAAGAAGAAACAACCGCCCUCACUUUUCCAAGAUACACAUACAUGUACAUGACUGAAAUCAAUUUCAUUUUAAGAGAGAUUUAGAAUAACUAUAA